Molecule: messenger RNA, 2471 nt
Organism: Cicer arietinum (chickpea)
Lineage: Eukaryota; Viridiplantae; Streptophyta; Magnoliopsida; Fabales; Fabaceae
Gene: HSFA1
Product: heat stree transcription factor A-1
Biological process (GO): regulation of transcription by RNA polymerase II; cellular response to heat
Cellular component (GO): nucleus
Molecular function (GO): DNA-binding transcription factor activity; RNA polymerase II cis-regulatory region sequence-specific DNA binding
Source: RefSeq, a predicted model, not a curated record
GAAAGGGUAGUGCCCAUAAAUCAUAAUAAUGAUAAUCAUAAUCACAUUCCUCUCCCCACGAAAAUAAAAUAUAUUAAAUCAAUCUAUCAUCUAUUGUCCCCUCUUCUCCCAUCACCCUCUUUUCCAUUCCAAUUCCAAACCCAUCUUCCUUUCCUUCCCUCACACCCCAAUCUAAAAUCUUAAUUUCAUUUUUCAACAUUCAAUAAAUAAAAACCCCAUUUUUUAGGGUUUCAAUUUUCGCAUCACUCUCUCCUCAUUACUAUUCAAAAAUCAAAAUUUUCCAACAUGGACGGAGCGAGCGGCAGUAGUGCUGGCGGAGAAGGAACGUCAGCCCAAUUACCGGUGCCGACACCGAUUUCAAACGCGAACGCGCCGCCGCCGUUUUUGAGCAAGACUUAUGACAUGGUGGAUGAUCCUUUGACGGAUGCCGUGGUUUCUUGGAGCGCAACGAAUAACAGUUUUGUUGUUUGGGACCCACCUGAAUUCGCUAGGGAUCUUUUGCCUAAGUACUUCAAGCAUAACAACUUCUCAAGUUUCGUUAGACAGUUGAAUACAUAUGGUUUCAGGAAGGUCGAUCCAGAUCGCUGGGAAUUUGCAAACGAGGGCUUUUUGAGGGGUCAAAAGCACUUGCUUAAGAGUAUAACUCGACGAAAACCUGCCCAUGGUCAUAAUAAUCAACAGGCUCAGCAACCGCAUGGACAGAGUUCAUCGGUAGGGGCAUGUGUAGAAGUAGGGAAAUUUGGGCUCGAGGAAGAGGUUGAGAGGCUUAAAAGAGACAAGAAUGUUCUCAUGCAAGAGCUUGUGAGGUUGAGACAGCAGCAACAAGCCACUGAUAGCCAGAUGCAAGGAAUGGUUCAGCGCCUUCAGGGAAUGGAGCAACGGCAACAGCAAAUGAUGUCAUUCCUUGCUAAAGCUGUCCAGAGCCCCGGCUUCUUUGCUCAGUUUGUGCAACAGCAAAAUGACAGCAAUAGGCGCAUAACCGAAGUCAGCAAAAAGCGUCGUCUCAAGCAAGAAGGUAUUGCUGAAACAACUGAGCGAGCUUCCCCUCCUGAUGGACAAAUUGUUAAAUAUCAACCUUUGAUGAACGAAGCAGCAAAAUCAAUGCUAAGGCAGAUCAUGAAAUGGGAUACUUCCCGUGUAGAAUCUUUCAACAAAAACCCCGAUAAUUACUUGAUUCGUGACGGUACAUCACCAUCCAAUGCAAUGGACAGUAGUAGCUCUUCAAGCUGGAAUUCUGGAGUAACUCUUCAAGAGGUUCCUCCAUCUUCAGUGCAGUCUUCUCAAAUUCCAUCUGCAACGGGGACUCAAGGACAUGUUCCAUCAGCAGAAAAACCAGAUAUUCUAUCUGUACCUCAAGCUGCGGCAUCUCAAAAUGUUAUGAACGAUGGAGCACAUACAGCACCCUCUAUCCCGAAUUCUCAAGCAGAUGUUGGGAUGCCUGAUAUACCUUCAAUACCAGAGAUUGUGCCAAGGAGUAUUCUUGAUAUUGCUGAAGACAGUUAUAUGGCUUCUGAGACAGAUGAGGGAUUUAUGGGAGUCGACGGGUCAUUUCCCAUUGAUUUUGAAGGUCUUUCACCCGGUGCAGACAUUGAUGAUUUGUUAAGCAAUCCUUCUAUUUGGGAUGAUCUUUUGCAAACUCCAGUUCCGGAGGAUAUUGUGACCAAUGUUGACGAAAUAUGCAAUGGGAAUGAGGUGCAGCCGACAGAAAAUGGAUGGGACAAAACUCAGCACCUGGAUCAGCUUACAGAGCAGAUGGGUCUUCUUUCUUCUGAUAGAGAAAGAAUAUAACUGUCAAUGAAAUUUGUAUUAGUCUUUCAUAUUGUCCAAGUGGCAUUGAUAAUUCCUUUCACUUCAUGUUGAAAACAAGUUAUGAUGAACUUUUUGGCCUUGUCAUGGAACCUGAUGAGUUCUUCCAAUGUUAUAGGAACUCUUUGGAGAUGAAUAUAUGUGAAUUAUAGUGCAGUUUUGUCCCCAACUUAAUGUUUCCUUGGUGAGGGAUAAAAUGGAAGAAAGAGAAGAUGUGUAAUGAUUUACUCAAGAUAUCCAAGAAGUGCACAUUGUUUCUUGAUUUGAAGAUUUACUAUAUGAACAAGGACAAGAACACUGGAUGACAUUUGCUCUUGCUUUGAACAUUACUCACUGUUUAGCUGCAGGCUGUUUGUUCUAAUGUAACUGAUUUAUCAUUGGGAUACGUUUCAAUUGGUGAAGUGAAUGUUUGGGUGGGCGGUGGAUUUGGAAAAAUCAGGGUGACACUGUGAUUUUGUUGAUGUUUUAAAGUAUAACUUUUGCUAAAAUGAUGGUGACCCGAUGUGAUUUUAGUCAAACUAAUCUCAAUCCAAACAUGCACGAAAUAGAAGAUGAUUUAGUCAAACUCAUCUCAAUCCAAACAUGCACGAAAUAGAAGAGAAUGAAAUUGAAUGUCAUUAGUUAUCAUUGUUUAAAAUAUAUGGAAUGGAACUUUGUGAUUUUUA